GUGUGUGUGUGUGUGUGUGUGUGUGUGUGUGUGUGUGUGUGUGUGUGUGUGUGUGUGUCUGUGUGUGUGUGUGUGUGUGUGUGUGUGUGUGUGUGUGUAAUAUCCAUUUUGUUAUAUAGUUUUUGCUAUAUAAUAUAUCUUUUUUGUUACAUGUUUAGUUUGCCAUUUUUUAAAUGAACCGCCUCCCAUAAAUAAGAAGCUGUGAUUUGAAUAAGAAGCUGGUAAAUAAGAAUCUGGCGGAAUAAGAAACUAACUUCAGUCUCCUCUGUGACCUCGCCUUCAUUGAACAGCGGCGUUAAAGCUUCAGUCCUAUUAGAAGAGAGAUCCCUGGAACUGAACGGCUUCACGAUGGACAGCCAGGAGGAUAAAAUAAGGAAGAUAGGAGAAGAAGUGAUGAACAAGCUGAUGGAUGAACUGAAGAAGAAGAUGGAAGAGAAACUGAAGAAGAUAGAGCAGGAACUGGAGAAUAUGGAGAAUGAACUGGGGAUGGAGAUGGAGGAGGAACUGGAGAAGGAAGUAAAGGAACAGAAUAAAAAGAUGAGGGAGAAACACAGGAAAGAGAUGAAGAGUAAAAAGGUGAAGAAAGACCAGGCAGAGGGGUUGAAAAAACAGAGGGAAUCUCUCCAGGAAAACACAGAAGAAAAUGUAGGAGCAUCAAUAAAAGAGGGUGCAGGGACAGGUGCAAUUGAAGGUGCAUGCGGAGUCGUUAUUGAAGAAUUAACCGAAAUCAUACCAGACCUAUUUACAAACACAGUCAACACUAUCGUAAUCAAUGGCCCAAACUUAAUAGCAGGCGCAAUCUCAGGGAUUGUCAUAGGUGUAGCAGCAGGAGCAGCUGGAAGCGCAGUCGAAUACUAUGUGGAAAAACAAUAUGGAGCCUCAGCCGGAAAAGCAGCUGGAUCCGUGGUCGAAGCAACUGCCACAGGCCUAACCAUGGGCGGAGCUAAGCUUCUCAACAAGAAACUGGAUUACAAACUGACUGAGUCAUUAAAUAAGAAAAACAUCAGUUGGAUGAAGGAUGAGAAGAAACUGAAGGAGAUGGAGAAGGAACUGGGGGAGAAAGAGGACCAACUGAAGAAUGAGAUUGACAACAUACUGAAGAAGAGUGUGGUCAAACUCAAGGAACUCAAGGAAACAAAGGAGAAACUUGGCAACACAAAGAAGAAAAUUGACGAAACAAAGAAGAAACUGUAUCAGACAAAGGAGAGAAUGGUGGCAAAACCCUCAAUGAAGGAUCUGAAUGCCAGAGUGCAGAAACUGAAGGAUUCAAUGAGCAUUCUGGAUGCCACUUUGCAGAAACUUGAGGAAACAGAUAACUAUCUGGAUAGACUGAAUGAGGCAGAGAAAAAUCUGGAAGCCAAAGUGAAAAGACUGGAGAAGGCAAAGAACAAACUGAAUGGCACACUGCAGAUACUGGUGGAGACAAUUAAUGAAGUGAAGGAGACAGAGUGGUGCCUGAAGGAGGCAGAGAGCACUCUGAAUGCCAUCGUGUGUUAUCUGAAUGACACAGGUAAAGAACUGAAGGACAUAAAUAAUAAACUGGACGACAUGGAGAGGGAACUGAAGGAGAUGGAGAUGAAAAUGAAGAAGGAGAUUGAGGACUUACUGAACAAUGCAAAGAAGAAACUCAGCACUGUGAAGGAUACAAAGAAGAAACUGGAUGAGACAAAGAAUAAUCUGCACAAGACAAAGGACAGAAUGAAGGUGGUAAAACAGGAUCUGAAUCUCACAGUGCCGAAUCUGCAGGUUUCAGAAAACAAUCUAAAACCUUCAGUGAAGGAUCUCAAUGCCAGAGUGUGGAAACUGGAGGACUCAAGGAGCAAUCUGGAUGUCACUUUGCAGAAACUUGAGGAAACAGAUAACUAUCUGGAUAGACUGAAUGAGGCAGAGAAAAAUCUGGAAGCCAAAGUGAAAAGACUGGAGAAGGCAAAGAACAAACUGAAUGGCACACUGCAGAUACUGGUGGAGACAAUUAAUGAAGUGAAGGAGACAGAGUGGUGCCUGAAGGAGGCAGAGAGCACUCUGAAUGCCAUCGUGCCUUAUAUGAAUGUCACAGGUAAAGAACUGAAGGACAUAAAUAAUAAACUGGACGGCAUGGAGAGGGAACUGAAGGAGAUGGAGAUGAAAAUGAAGAAGGAGAUUGAGGACUUACUGAAAAAUGCAAACAAGAAACUGGAAAAUGUGACGGCGAAACAGAAAGAACUUGACAAAACAAUGAAACAUGUGCAGAAAAUGAAGUUGACAAAGGAGAUACUGGUGGAGGCAGGGAGCAAUCUGGAUGUCACACUGCAGAAACUGCGGCAGAAUCUGGUUGCCACAGUGCCUAGACUGGAGAAGACAAAGAAAAAUCUGAAAGCCACAGCGCAGAUACUGAUAGAGGCAAAUAGUGAACUGAAGGAGAUGGAGAACAAUCUGAAUGACACAGUGCAGGGCCUGAAUGAGAUCGAAAUUAAACUGAGGGAGUUACAAAGAGAGAUUGAAGGACAUAAAUAGUAAUAAAAAAGGAUGCCAGCCUGCUGGAGAAACCAAAUAACGAGAACAGGGAUCUUGUCUUUGGAAUGCCGCAGAAACACAGACAUACAACAUAUGCUGUGGCUUUUGUGCAUAAAUAUGUCUCUCGUUGCUAUUUGUGAUGGCAGUAACUGGAUCAAUAUGAUCUAAUAAUUGUAGUUUUUUUUAUUUUUUUGAUUAGGGACACAUAUAAUAAUGACAUGACAGUUACCUGGCACAAGAUGCAUUGUAUUUUCAAUUUAUCCAGAAGGAUCAUUUUCAUUGACAGUCCCCAGGAAGACAUUGAUGACCAUUAGUAGCCAUCAAUAACAACUAAUCCAAUACAAACUAAAAUCAUAUAAUAAAUACAUAUCACCAAUAUACACAACUAAUCUCAAAUACUUCAUAUAAAACAAUUAACAAUUCAUGUUAUCAAAUAAUAAUUCAACUUCCACAACUUAAGUAACCAAUUCACAAUUCAAAUUGAUAAACAUCCCAAAUAAACUAAUGACUGCAUAAUUGGUUAUUUUUCAGCCAGGUCUUGAGUUUAUACAGAAUAUUUUAAAAUCUUUUAAAACCUUAAUUUCUGUGGGAAAUUAAUUCCAAAAUGUGAUGCCUCACAUAGAGCCGUUUGGGAAAAUGUUGUUCUAUGCUUUUCUAUUUUACAGUUCCUACAUACAGCAUCCUUUCUACUGUUAACCUCAGAAAGCUUUUUCACAAAUUCUUGCAAUGAUGGAGCACCCAAGACAUGCAAAGUCUUAAAUACCAAUCUAGCAUAAGAAAAUUUGACAAAAUGAUCAAAACUCAGCAGUUGGUACUUAGUCAAAACAUUACAAUGAUGGUAUCUCCCAGGUUUUUUAUCCAUAACUUUUAGAUCUUGAUUAUAAAGACAUCAUAUUGGAUUAAUUACAGAUUUACCUGCUUGGGACCAGGAAGUAUACAAUAAGAUAUAUGAGUGCAUGAAUACUUUAGAAGCAUUAGUUGUUAAAUUAGAUCUGAUAUGUUGAAAAUUUGCUAAUCAAAUUUCAAGUGUGAAUCAAUAAUAAGUCAUAAGGAUUUAACUUCUGGGACUUCCUCAAUAACUUCUCCUUCAAUUUAAACAUUAAAGUUACUUAUCCUAGGUUGUCUUAUAGAGAAACAAAUACUAACGUUUAGUGUCAAACACGAGCAAUUAAGCCAAUCUGAUAUUUUCUUCAUAUAAUAGUUUAGAAGCUGGUUUUUGCUGAUACAUAUAUAACUGUAUCAUCAGUUUACAUCUGCAAACCUGCACCUGGGCACACCUCAGGAAGAUCAUUAAUAUAUAAACUAAAAAGUAAAGGUCCCAUCACAGACCCCUGUGGGAUUCCAGCUACACAUUCUCUAAAAUGAGAUUGAACAUUGUUAAUUAAAACACACCAUCCUUUAGAUUAUCCUUUAUGAUUUCCAUUACACGAGAGUAGAUGUUAAAACUUCAUGCUGAUUUGAACUCGGCUCUCGCCAAGAUAAGCACCAACUAAGACGUAGCUUUACAGUAAACUAAUGUGAUCCAUAUGCGUCUCCAUCCAUUUACGUUUCCUUCCAUAUGAUGAUGUAGAUAUCCUUCUGUCUGGUGUUAAUGGCUGAAGUGUAAUGCUGGCUCCAGGGAUCAGCUUAUUUUGCCUCCCUGGCGCAUCAGCACACACAACGGCUGCGAUGCUGGCUCCGGGGAUCAACCAAAGUGCGGCCUCCCCAGCGCAUCAGCAUGACAACCGUCUGGAUUGAGCUAAGUAGGGUACAUCUCUGGGGUUUUCAAGUGGGCACCUUCCAUCCUCAGUGUUUCGUCGACUAGCCCACGACACCUCAAGAGGGCUCGACGGUGAUUCUGGCGUCCCAGCAUCACCCCCCUCCGUCC
Molecule: messenger RNA, 4360 nt
Organism: Acipenser ruthenus (sterlet)
Lineage: Eukaryota; Metazoa; Chordata; Actinopteri; Acipenseriformes; Acipenseridae
Product: probable DNA double-strand break repair Rad50 ATPase
Exons: 4
Coding region: 349-2493 (714 amino acids)
Source: RefSeq, a predicted model, not a curated record